GGGCAUGUCAACUUUCAAAACUUCACGACACGAUUUCUCUGUAUCAUCUCUGUUCAAAAAUUUGAAUAUCAGUCUUUCAAAUUCCUACUUCAAUUCCUAACGGAGCAUGGGCAAAUCGAGGACCAAAAACAAGAAAAGUUCAACCAAGUCCGAAAAGUCUGUCCUCCACUCAGUGGGCAAAGUCGUCUCCAAACGCAAAAUGGCAGACAAUGCUACGGAAUUACUCGAAAAAGCCACUAUCCUUUUACAGACCGGACAAGCCGAGGCAGCUCUUCCUUUAGCUCAGCGAAUACUCGAAAUAUCCGAAGAAAAUUCCGCCGACUCUUUAUCAGCGAUAAACCUUGUCGGGGAGAUAUACGUCGAACUUGGCGAGAUCGACGCCGCUCGAGAAAGCUUUUUACAUGCAGUACAACUCGAUCCAGAAGGCACGAUACCUGAGUCGCAAGGUGGAGGAGCUGAAAAGUUUUUAUGGCUUGCGCAAUUAAGUGAACAAGGUGGUGCAGAUAGUGUGGCCUGGUAUGAGAAGGGUGUCGGCGCUUUGAGACAUAUUAUACAAUCACUUGAACAGAAUGGCGGCUCAGAUACGGCUUCGAUACUUGAUGAGAAGAGGAAGAAGUUAGCAGUUGCUCUGUGUGGUGUGGUGGAAUUAUAUAUGACUGAUCUCUCAUGGGAAGAAGACGCCGAGAGCCGAUGCGAAACCCUUAUCACCGAAGCUCUUCUUGUUGCACCUGAUCAACCAGAUUGUUUGCAGACAUUGGCAUCUGUGAGAAUAUCCCAGGCGCGCAUUGACGAUGCGCGAGCUGCGCUUUCUCGUAGUUUAGAGCUAUGGCAGGACUUGCCACCUGAAGACCCCAAGAUUCCAGAUUUUCCUUCACGCAUCAGUCUUUCGCGACUCCUUAUGGAAGUACAAAUGGAGGUUGAGGCGCUCCAGGUGCUGGAACGAUUGAUCCUUGAGGAUGAUGAGAGUGUUGAGGCUUGGUAUUUGGGUGGAUGGUGUUUGUAUCUGCUGGCAGAAAAAGAAAAACAGGAUUCAUCUGAAGAAAAACGCCACGAAUCCAUGGUUGCCAGUCGGGAGUGGCUCAAACAAAGCUUGAAGCUGUACCAGAAACUUGAAUACGAAGAUGAAAGGCUUAGGGAUCACGCACUUGAACUUGUUCAAGAGCUAAAUAAGGAACUCGGCGAUGAUAUGGACGAUGACAGUGACGACGGGCCUGUUUUCCCUGGUGGUGAUGAGGACGAAGAAGAUUGGGAUGGGGAGAUUGAGGCCGAGUCUGAUGAUGAUGAAGAUCACGAGAUGAAGGAUUCAUAAUGAGUGUAUAUGGAUGAAUUAUAUUUACUACAUUGGAAAGAGCGAUACCAAUU
This is a messenger RNA of Talaromyces stipitatus ATCC 10500, 1362 nucleotides long. RefSeq names its product TPR domain protein. Gene Ontology annotation, biological process: cell division. The coding region runs from base 107 to 1309 and encodes 400 amino acids. Gene Ontology annotation, molecular function: protein binding. The transcript has 2 exons. Lineage: Eukaryota; Fungi; Ascomycota; Eurotiomycetes; Eurotiales; Trichocomaceae. The record is from RefSeq and is a predicted model, not a curated record.